AUGCUAUUCAAAGGCGUGGUCUUGAACGUCCUGGCGGAGCGCGAAAAUCUCAAGAAAAUUGGGUUGAAUCUGAAGUUCGACGUUUUCGAGAUGCAGUCAGAGGCCAACGUUGGCACAGGCAACGCCUUCCAGGUUGACUUCGACGCCGCAAUGAACACCGGAAUUCCAGGGCGUGUCCCGUCGGUCAUCUGGGACAAGAUCCCCUCCGAGUAUCAGUACAUUGUGCCUGCCGCUGGUGAUCUGGCCAGCUUCGCUGCCGAGGCGUUGGCAUCGACUGCGGAUAUGCACCGAGAAGAGCUUCGCAACCGUAACCUCGUCGCAUAUGAUCUCUUCGUCAAGUCACUCCAUGGGGGUAAAACCGUUGACGUCUCCACACCAUGCACUACUCGUGGUAAGGUUGGAGAUAUCCAGCACGAUUCCAUCCAGAAGGUCCUCAAGUUUGUGGAAGACAAUGUCCCCGAGAUCAAGAUCGAGUUCCACUAUAGCCACACCGUCGUCGAUGCUGAUUUUUCUACCCCAACCAAGCCCAAGCUGAUCGUACGCAAAGAUGGCGGCGGCGGAGAUGGCAUCCAUGAGUACGAGUUCGAUUUUGUUCACUUUGCUCAUGGGACAACCUGGAAAGAUCCUGUUUCAAACCCGGGCGUCGUUCAGAACGCCUUCUCCGGGACCCCCAACUCUGCGUCUGUCCGCCGGUUCCUCUCUGACAAAGGGCUCCUCAGCGGAGACAAGAUCAGGUCUGAUGCCCAGCCGAGCCUGUGUAUCACCGUCAUGUCCUUGUCGGCCUACGACUUCAUUCCCAUCAUCCUGCGGUACACGAAUAUGAUUUGUUUUAGCCACUCGAAGAAUUGCUAUGAAAUAGACAGCGUUGCAGCGGAGCAAUACCAGGGUCUGUUCACAUUCAUCAGCCGCACAAGGGGAAAAACCGCUCCCCCUCGCCACCACUUCAGUCAUCAAUGGCCUGGCAGAAAGCUCUCUCACAAUGGGACGUUUGUAGACACAAAUCAAGUGCAUGCCAUGUUCCUGAAGAAAGAUUUCGACUGGCUCUCUUUUUCUCGCCCUCUUCUCUAUCACGGCGUUGCUUACGAGCGUCAUACCACCCCUCGGAAAAUCAACAUUUUGGACUGCAAGAUGACAACUGCGGCGCGAACGGCAGCCUACCACGCUCAGACAGCCCUACAUAGGAUUGGCGAGGUAACGGAGAUCGGUCUCAUUCGUGCAGGAUAUCAUGCAAUAUUCGAGGGCUUUGGCUUCGAGAAUAACCCCGAUGACGCUCAUGCAAAGUUUGUCGACAGAGCCCCCCUUUCACGCAAGGGCCGCGAGGGCUGGCUGGUGCGCCGUUCCGCUUUGUUUGACGUCACGCAUCCCGACUUUGUGAAGGACCAGUCAAACAGAGAGUUCUUCCGCAAUGUGGAAGAGCUGAUUUUGUCCUUCUCAGCCUCGCCAGUUGCCGUGCAGGACCUUAUUUCCCAGCUCUUCUCUCUUGGUGUUGCCACCCACGUCGUAGGCGAAUGCAGCGAUAUCGAGUAUGAUAAUGAGCACCAAAAAAUUGCUCUUAACAUCACGUUAGACGGGGGUGGCAUUAAGAGACGUCAUUUCGAUGCAAUGUUCGCGUCCAAGACAAUCACGAGCCACGCCGACAUCCUCUUACAAGCUAUCAAAAGCAAAGCGAUGGAGGCCACCGAGUUGAAGGGGGCUGAAGCGAAGGUCAAGUUGUUCUCCGAGGGGGUUCUCGAAUAUGCUAAGGGCAGGUUCCUCCAAACUGUCGACAGAACCCUCAUUCAUGCCACAGACGCUGGCUUGGGUGGCCACGGUGAUGAUGCCAAAGGAUAUAGGGUGGGCAUGCAGUGGACGGACACCCACGAUCUCGCUUCUAGCGCCAAUUGGGCCGCCACCGCAUCCCGCACGCUCGUUCUUCUCAGCGCGAUGAAGGCCGACGGAAUGAAGGCCGGCUACGACAGUUCUCCGGUCCAGGACCUCAUGAAGAUCUACGAAGACUCGCUUCCGACCGACAAGGCGUUCGAAGAGGAGGCAGCCUCCUUUGAGCAGGACUGGCUCGAGCUUGUCAAGAAGAAGGGCUUCCUCGACACCUGUGAGCACUUCGCGAAGGACGCGGACGACUACUGCGAUCUUGCUGGCAAUGCGUUCGACCACGACUCCCGCCAGAAGUGCCUUUCCCGCCUUGCUGAGCGACACCAUUCGCACUGCAUAUUGGAGGGCGUGUACGCGUACGACCUCAAGCGGCGGAACGAAGCAGGGGUGUACAAUCCCGUCAACAAGAAGCAGUUCUUCAGACGCUUCGUCGACUUCACGUCCGGCGAACUUGAGCGCUGCUGGAACAACUGGUGGGACUCUAAGUUCCUGGAGACUGCAGCAGAUGUCACGGCAUGA
Molecule: messenger RNA, 2388 nt
Organism: Coniophora puteana RWD-64-598 SS2
Lineage: Eukaryota; Fungi; Basidiomycota; Agaricomycetes; Boletales; Coniophoraceae
Exons: 1
Coding region: 1-2388 (795 amino acids)
Source: RefSeq, a predicted model, not a curated record